Epinephelus fuscoguttatus (brown-marbled grouper) is the source of this 3595-nucleotide messenger RNA. It is a transcript of the gene cnpy3, whose product is annotated as canopy FGF signaling regulator 3. The coding region runs from base 135 to 977 and encodes 280 amino acids. The transcript has 6 exons. Gene Ontology annotation, molecular function: signaling receptor binding. Gene Ontology annotation, cellular component: endomembrane system. The record is from RefSeq and is a predicted model, not a curated record. Lineage: Eukaryota; Metazoa; Chordata; Actinopteri; Perciformes; Serranidae.
CUUCUCUACUUUGUUGCAGCUGUGCUGAAGCAGAGGAGGAUGUAGAAACCGAGAGAUAACUCUCCUUUUCCGCCUUCUUUAAAAGCAAAAACCGACUUUUAUGAGCAAUUAAAGACUCAGACACAACCGACGAUAUGAAUUUAGCGACAUACGUGUCGUUUUUCUCGAUAAUCUCGGCGGGAGCAGCAAAGAGUGGAGGAGACGAUGACUGGGUCCAUCUUCCCAACAAAUGUGAAGUGUGUAAGUUUGUCAGCAUCGAGAUGAAGUCAGCGUUCGACGAGACGGGGAAAACCAAGGAGGUCAUCGACAGGAACUACCGCUUCAUAGACAGCAAGGGGGCGCCGCCAAUCAAAUAUGUCAAGUCAGACCUGCGAUUCAUCGAGGUUGUUGAAAAUGUGUGUCAGAGGCUGUUAGAGUACAAUCUGCACAAGGAGAGGACUGGAAGUAACCGCUUCGCCAAGGGCAUGUCAGAGACCUUCUCAACCCUUCAUGGUCUGGUGAAUAAAGGAGUGAACGUGGUGAUGGAUAUUCCCUACGAGCUGUGGAACGAGACUUCGGCAGAAGUGGCCGAUCUUAAAAAACAGUGCGAUACGUUGAUAGAGAAAUAUGAGGACGUGAUUGAGGACUGGUACAAAGGCAGCCAGGAGGAAGACCUGACCACUUACUUAUGUGAGAAACACGUUCUCAAAGGACAGGACAUGGCCUGCCUGAAUGAGGAGUGGGCCUCAAAGAAGAAGGGAGACCAGGCAGCCAUCGCGGAGGACAAGAAGAAGAAGAAAAAGAAGAAGGGGGGGAAGAAGGGAGAGGGCGGAGACGGCGGCUCGGAGGGUGAGAAGACGACCAAGAAGAAGAAGGAAAAGAAGGUGAAGAAGAAGAAAAAGAGCAAAGCUCCGGCGGAGAAGACGGACGGAGGGGCGUCGUCGGAUGAGGAGAUCCAGCCACAGAUGCCUCUGUCUGGGCAGAAGACAGAGCUGUGACGCACCCUGGCUCCUCUCUGAACCUGGAUCAGCUCUCCGGUUCAAAACUUAGUAAAAGCAGUCUGCAGCUUCUCGAAACAUCUGGUUCAAGUCACUGAUUUUGCUAAAUGAGAUCUUGUACUGUUACACACGGUUUUAAAGUGUCUGAAACAUGUUGCAGUUCCUGGGAGUGUGAGAAAUCGGCCGUAUCAUCAACAUUUAUCAACAGUAAUCCAAACUGUAGCAUUUUAAAGGUCUGCUUUGGUUUACUUUUUAAUCUUUGCUUAAAGGAGCACUUCCACAAAAUGACCAUCUGUAUGUCAGUUACUCCCCCUGUGUAACGUUGACUUCGUAAAGGAAACUUUGUUUGUCUCGCAUGUCUCUAGGGUGAUCAAAGAAUCCAAAAACAGCAGACAUUCUCGAUAAGUCAUAGGAGACUACGUUUAAAAAUGGCAAUAUUCUGUUAAAUCAUCUGUGUCCAAGAAGUUUAGGACUAGAUGUUACAAUCCCUUGAUGAACAUACUUCAAACUAUGAGUUGGAGUAAUAGUGCCACCUGGGGGUCCAAGUGGGAGCCAAAGGCCAAAAGACAUGGCAAAGGUAGAUAGAAAGAUAAGAAGGAGCAUAGGGAAGGAAGAGCCAAGGAGAGAUGUCUGAGGGGACUGGACUGUCCCUUGCCGGACAAGGCCAUACACUCUACCUCCCCCACUCUCUCUUUUUGAUGCAGGAAAAGAAAAACUUACCUAACUUAAAUCGAGGUGGACUUUAACUGGGCAAUUGUUGUUGUGCAUAGUUGCGAUUGUGAGUGAAAGUUGGAGCCAUGCUAGAGGAGGGGGUCGGGGUUUAGGGAGGGUAAAAGCUUCAUAGGGGUCAUCAGGUGGGUACCAUCCCUCACUGCUGUUUCGAUGAUGGACCCACGACACCACUGGAGGGCUAAUUGGCAACACCUGGCACCCCCCCCUCUGCUUUUACUCCCUCAAACCCUGCUGUUGGUGGUAUUUCGAGGCCCAAGUGGCAUCUCUCUUAAUCCAUAGCCCGAGAGGGCUUUGAUGGCCUGACGAUGGGCUUGAUCUAGAAUUCCCGAUUCUUUAAGCAGCCUGGUAGUUGACUUGCCUAUGAAGCCUCUGCAGCCCACUUCAACUGGGCAAACCUUCGUUUUCCAGCUGAGCUGCUCAGCGUCAGUUGCCAGCUUCCCAGCCAACAUUUGUAUGUGGGGCCCACAUUGGCCGUAAAUGGAUGUGACGCUCUAUAUGGGAUUGUCGACCCUGGUCUCACUCGAAGUCAUCAAAAUCAGGCGCUUGGGCAGUGGCUUGCGGUGUCAGAAACCAACCAAAAAAAGGCGUCCUUUAACAUCGGCAUGAUAUGCGGCUGGUUGCUUUAAAGUUUAACGGUGCUCGGUGGCAUCGGAGAAACGCAGCGAGGCAAGGACAAAAGUUAAGGCGGUGAAAGUCCAACUGGGGCAGGAAGGAGGGGUGCUGGAUGGGUCCAACAAACACAAACUUUCACCCAUGAGAGUUUGCGUCUCGUAAGAACCUAAAGCCAAACCCCGUUCUUUUUCCUAACCCAACCAUGUGUUUUUGUUGUUGAAGGGGGAAAAAAAAACGUUAAUUCAGAGUGUUGUACCAACGUAGUGCCUUUAUUUUGAAAGAUACUGUAUUUAAAUGUUAAAUUUCCUGUGAAAACAGAAGUGUAUUUUGAAAGAAGACAAUGCAUGUGACAGACAGAACUUGACACGGUGUAUCCAGGGUACCUUACACGUCAUAUGGUUCACAAUUGGCCCUAUGCCAAUAGCCCACAUGGGUGGGUUUACCAAACUGGGCUCCUUUAUGGCCCAUACCUACUUGGUACCCAGGUAGCCCUGGCAUAACUGAUGUGGGGCCCACUUGAUUUAAACAAAUUAUGUUGGCAACUGGCAUGAGGCCAUUAUGGAACCUGUUGACAGUCCUAUAUAGGGUCAGUUUUUUUAGCCCAUUUACUACCCACAUGGGCACCACAUACAAAUUUUUGGAUUCUCUGUCCACCAUUUAGGCACGCAAGUAAACCAAAGUUUUCUCCAUGAAUUCAAGGUAACGCAGUGAGUAGUUGUAAACAAACGGUCAUUUUGCAGUUCAAGUUUUCAUUUAAGAGUUGGAUCCAAUUUACUUUAACUGGUGUUAUUUUGAUACAAAUGUCGAUUGUUUCCAUCAGUUAUGAUAACAUUAUACUCUCCAAGUUAAUUUGAUGUCAACACGCACCCAGAUCUUGGCAAUUAAGUCCACAGGAUAAGAAACAGGAGCAGUCAGACAGACAGGUCAUAAACAGACUUGCACAAACCUGUAAUUAAAGUCAACCAAAUAAUCAGUUACAGAAAAUUGUAAUGCUGAUAUGAUAAGUCAAUCAUUCGAUUAACAGCUUAAGAGGUAACAAUUUUGGAAUCUGAAAGUAGAUUAACCUUUUUUUUGUCAUGCAGAAAUUAACAUCUGCAUUUCUCUGGUUUAUAUGAUUGUAAAUUGAAUAUUUUUAGCUUUUGGACUGUUGGUCUGACAAAAAAAGAAUCUGAAGACGUCACAUUGGGCUCUGGGAACUUCACCAUUUAUUGACAUUUUGUCAACUAAAUAAUUUAUUGAUUUAGAAGAAAAGUAUCAGCUGCAGCUCUGAAAAA